GUUUUGGAGUGGUUGCAGGCGGCGUCCGGGCGCCCAGGUUAAAAGAUGGCUUUUGUGAAGAGUGGAUGGUUGCUGCGACAGAGUACUAUUUUGAAACGUUGGAAGAAAAAUUGGUUUGACCUGUGGUCAGAUGGUCACCUGAUAUAUUACGAUGACCAGAGUCGGCAGAGUGUUGAAGAUAAGGUCCACAUGCCAGUGGAUUGCAUUAACAUUCGCACAGGACAUGAAUGUCGGGAUGUUCAGCCUCCAGAUGGGAAGUCAAAAGAUUGUAUGCUGCAGAUUGUUUGCCGCGAUGGGAAAACCAUCAGUCUUUGUGCAGAAAGCACAGAUGAUUGUUUGGCCUGGAAAUUUACACUUCAGGAUUCCAGGACUAACACAACUUAUGUUGGCUCAGAAGUGAUGUAUGAUGAGACAAUUGUGGCUGCUUCGCCACCUCCUUACACAGCUUAUGCCACACCAACCCCUGAGCAGGCAUAUGGCUACAGUCCAUAUGGUGGUGCAUAUCCAACAGGAACUCAAGUCGUCUAUGCUGCAAAUGGGCAGGCUUAUGCUGUACCCUACCAGUACCCAUAUGCAGGACUUUAUGCCCAGCAGCCUGCCAAUCAAGUCAUCAUUCGUGAGCGGUAUCGAGACAAUGACAGUGAUCUGGCCCUGGGCAUGCUUGCGGGAGCGGCCACGGGAAUGGCAUUAGGGUCUCUGUUCUGGGUCUUCUAAAUUUCUUGACAUCUUUAGAUGUGCAUAGCUUCUGAGAGACUGUGUGCAAUAAUGUGUUCUGCAGGGCAUUUGUUUGUGAUACAUGUUUUCAAAAAUAGUUUAACAGUUCUGAAAACUGACAUUAUAAUUGUAACUAAUCCAUGCAAUUACCACAGAGUGCUGUUUAGCUAAAAUAUGGAGGGCAUCCUGAGAGUACUGACUAACUAGUUCCAAGAAUUUUUUGUGGAUCUCUUAUAAUAUCCUAUCGGAACAUCCCUGCUUUGAAAGUCAUGCUCUCUUUUAGAGUUAGACAUAGUGUUGAAGGGAUACCUUAAGUGUUAUGAAAGUCAUUUGGUAACAAGAGCAAGUGAUUCUAGCAAGAAAACCCAGUUUCUUUCAGUUUAACAACAUACUUUUCAAACUUGGGAUCAGAACUGGCUGUGUUGCUUCAGGGUGUUGUAUGCUGGAGAGUUCCCAGGAUAGGUUACCACAGCCUCUGGGAUUCUGUUGGCUUCUAACAAGUCUGCUGCUCAGGGUGAAGUCAGGGGAGAGGGGAAAUCUCUGUCCUUUACAGGGAUGCUUCUUAGUUUCUUUUUGAUUUCUUUUG
Molecule: messenger RNA, 1300 nt
Organism: Suncus etruscus (white-toothed pygmy shrew)
Lineage: Eukaryota; Metazoa; Chordata; Mammalia; Eulipotyphla; Soricidae
Gene: PLEKHB2
Product: pleckstrin homology domain containing B2
Exons: 8
Coding region: 46-714 (222 amino acids)
Biological process (GO): regulation of cell differentiation
Cellular component (GO): membrane
Source: RefSeq, a predicted model, not a curated record